This is a messenger RNA of Eurytemora carolleeae, 1232 nucleotides long. Its product is annotated as tropomyosin. Gene Ontology annotation, biological process: muscle contraction; actin filament organization. Gene Ontology annotation, cellular component: actin filament. The transcript has 4 exons. The record is from RefSeq and is a predicted model, not a curated record. NCBI's taxonomy places the organism in Eukaryota, Metazoa, Arthropoda, Copepoda, Calanoida, Temoridae. Gene Ontology annotation, molecular function: actin filament binding. The coding region runs from base 136 to 990 and encodes 284 amino acids.
CGUCGCGGUUCCUUUCUCUCCAUGCUUAUCCUCCCACCCGGAGCUUACCUGGAACCUGGAGAACUAGGAACCCGACAGUCGACCGUCUGCUUCGACUCAGGUCAGCAAAAGAGUGCGAGCAGCUAGAUCAAGACUAUGGAGGCGAUCAAGAAGAAGAUGCAGGCCAUGAAGGUGGAGAAGGACAACGCUUGUGACAGAUGCGAUGCCUGUGAGGAGGCCAGCAAAGUUGCGAAGCUCAGGGCAGAGAAGGCAGAGGAGGAGGUACUUGAGCUCAUGAACAAAGCUAGACAGCUUGAGACUGAGCUUGAUGUUACUGCUGAGCGUCUCUCCCUGAUCACCCUCCAACUGGAAGAGAAGGAGAAGUCCCUGAUGGCCGCUGAGGCUGAGGUAAAUGCCCUCAACAGACGAGUCCAGGGACUAGAGGAAGAUCUCGAGAAGACUGAAGAGAAACUCCUGAUCGCCAACCAGAAGCUGGACAAGGCUGCAACCGCAGCUGAUGACUCCGAACGUAUGAAGAAGGUUCUUCAGAAUAAGGCCGAAGAGGAUGAGAAGAGAAUGGCACAACUUGAAGAACAGCUGAAGGAUGCCAGAAACCAGGCCGAGGAAGCUGAUAGAAAGUACGAGGAGGUUGCCAAGAAGCUCCAGCAAUGUGAGACAGAUCUCGAAAGGGCUGAGGAGAGAGCAGAGACCGGAGAGACCAAGAUUAUGGAGCUGGAGGAGGAGUUGAGAGUUGUUGCCAACAACUUGAAGUCCCUGGAGGUUGCUGAGGAGAAGGCAAACCAGAGAGAACAGUCCUACAAGGAACAGAUCAAGACUCUGACCGCUAGACUGAAGCAGGCUGAGGCUAGAGCCGAGUUUGCUGAGAAGUCCGUACAAAAGCUGCAGAAGGAGGUUGACAGACUAGAAGAUGAGCUUGUCGGAGAGCAGGAGAAGUUCAAGGCAAUCACUGAGGAGCUCGAGCAGACCUUUGCCGAGAUGUCCGGAUACUAAAUUUUAUCGUUUUUACAUUCCCGUAUUUUCUCCGUCUAUUUUCGGAGAUUUCUGGGAAUUUCUUUUAGAAUUCAUUGCAUUUCAUUUUCUAUCUUAGUCGUAUAAAGCCACAAGAAUUGCACAAAGUUGUACUUUUUAUAUUUAAUCUAUCUUUUCUAUUUGAAAUGUGCGAUUGUUCAGUAUUGUGAUAACAGCGCAAUAUGCGCCCUCCUCUUACAUUGUAAUAAAUAUUCAUGACCAUU